Molecule: messenger RNA, 2547 nt
Organism: Cetraspora pellucida
Lineage: Eukaryota; Fungi; Glomeromycota; Glomeromycetes; Diversisporales; Gigasporaceae
Source: the annotation of a GenBank genome assembly
AUGUCGACGAUCCCAGUCGCAAAAAGGCCUCAAGAGAAGCCUACUAAAGGCAGGCCUGUCCAAGUAAUGGCAAACUUUCUACCUAUCACAAAGUUCCAAUACCCACAAGUUCAAGCAUAUUCUUUAGAAGUUACUAAUCAGAUGAGACAACAAGCAAAUAAAAAAGAAUCAGAAGCUGUCUUUCUUCAAAUGUGCAAAGAAAAAAAAUUUGGUGAAAGAGCUUCACCUGCUUAUGAUGGAAAUCUAGUCCAAGUUCCAUCUCAAGAUGACGUUGGUCGACCAAAACGUUUUACCGCCAUUCUUAAAUAUUCUCGUCCUUUCGAUCUUAGAGAAAUGAGGGAAUAUAUUAAAGAAAAUAGUGAUCAACCUUGGGAUGGAACAAUUCAAAACAUCUUAAUUGUUCUUAACGCGUUCCUCAAUUCCAAGGUUCGCACUCAACAUUUAACUCUAGGUAGGAAAGCAAUAUUUCCAAAACCAGAGGAAAAGAAUCGACGUUUCUUACAUGGAGGUGUUGAACUUAUGAUGGGGUACUGGCAAAGUAUUCGUCCUGGAUGGAACCAAUUACUUAUAAAUGUUGAUACAUGUGCUGCUACCUAUUAUCCAAAUGGUCUGAUGAUCGAUAUUAUUCCUAAGGUUCUGCCCAAGGUUCAGAAUCAAGGAAAUUUUAGAGAAAGAACAAAAGAUGAUCUGCGACGUGGUCUUUCCCCUGAUGAUAUUGAAAUUCUAUCAAAAUUUUUCAGAGAUGUUAAUAUAACAACUACCAAUCGAGGUAGUAAUGGCUUGAAGCAAAAACAUAAAGUCAUAUCUAUUACAUACAAAUCUGCUGAUGAAAUUACCCUAGGCAGAAAUAGAAUUACUGUUACUCAACAAUAUAAGAAUGAUAAUAUUAAUUUACAGUUCCCAAUGCUUCCAUGUGUUCGUACAAAAAAACCUAAAGUCGGUGAUAUAUAUUUACCCUUGGAAAUUUGCGUUGUAAUUUCUGGUCAAAAAUAUAGCACCGAAUCUCUCACUCAUGCACAAUUACAUGACAUGGUCGAGCAAACUGCUGCUCCACCGCGAAAAAGAUUUGACAAAAUUUCUCAUGCAAAUAGUCAUAUUUACCAACAUUCGAUUGAUAAAGCCUUACAGUCUAUUGGAAUGGAGGUUGGAUCACAAUUCGUUAAAUUACAAUCUCGUGUAAUUCCUGCACCAAAGUUAAUUUCACACGAAAACUCGGAAAUUACUCCUCAAUUAGGUUCUUGGGAAUCUAAAAGAUUUAUCAAGAAUGUACAAAACAAAACACCCACAAUCAACUAUGGUAACUCCCAAGGCGAUUAUAAAAAAUCGCUAACGAUUGCUGCACAAAAUGCAAUAUCUUCUGCCCCAUCUAAGCCACCUCAAUUAAUUAUAUGUAUCAUUCAAAAGAAAAUAAAUGGUGCUUCUGGAAUACAUCCACAAAUUAAAAAAAUUUGUGGUGUUGAUUUGGGUGUCAUAUCACAAUGUAUUAUUUCUGAAAGUAUGACAGGAAAAAAUCCUUCAAAAUGGGUGCAAAUUUGUGGAAAUGUAGCUCUUAAAAUUAAUGGAAAAUUAGGUGGAAAGAAUCACUCAUUAGCAGAUAAUGAACUCAAUUUCAAGGCAGAUAAAAGAUAUAUGGUAUUUGGUGCUGAUGUUUUCCAUCCUGGUAGAGAGGAUAAGAAAGGUCGUCCAUCUGUGGCCGCUGUUUGUGCAUCAAUGGAUCAGACAAUAACUACAUAUGUUUCUCGUUAUCGUAUGAAUAAAACCUUGAAAAAUGAAAUAAUAGAGACAAUUGAUGAUAUGGCCAUAGAAUUACUUGAGGAAUUCAAAAAAAGAAAUGGUGGUCUUCCUGAUCAAAUUGUAUUCUAUCGUGAUGGUGUUGCAGAAGGACAGUUCGAAAAGGUCAUGAAUGAAGAGGUUGAGUUGUUAAAGCGUGCGUUCCAAAAGAUUUAUUCACCAAGUCCACCUCCAAAGCUCACAUUUAUUAUCGUGCAAAAACGUCAUCAUGCUCGCUUUAUGCCAGUAGAUCCUAAAGAUGCUGAUCCUAAUGGAAAUGGAAAUUGUCUCCCAGGAACUGUAAUUGAUUCCGGCAUUGUGGUGCCUCAAUACUUUAGUUUUUAUUUACAAUCUCAUGCUAGCCCGCGUGGAACUGCUAGGUCAACUUAUUAUCAUGUGAUACUAAAUGAAGGAAACUUCUCUUCUGAUGAGAUGUAUGAAUUGACUUAUAAAUUAUGCUUUUUAUCCGUUAGAUGCAACCUAUCAAUUUCUCACGUCACUCCAGUGCAUUAUGCUCACCAUAUUGCAAAUCAAGCAAAACACUUUGUCACAUUUGAUGAAAUUAUAGAAGAUACAUUUGGUGGUCGUGGUGGUAGAGGUGGUAGAGGCGGUAGGGGCAGAGGCCGCGGUGGUCGUGGUGGUCGCGGUGGUCGCGGGGGCCGUGGGGGCCGUGGUGGAGGAAAUGUUAGUCUCGAACCAAGUGAACGACCAAAAGUUUUAAACGGAGAUUGGCAACGCGUAAAAGCUUGUAUUGAAAAUACAAUGUUUUUUGUAUAA